AUGUCCUCGUCCGACUUCUCGUCCACCAGAUUCACGUUCCUCGCGACCCUCUUCCUGCUCCUCUUCGUCUCGGCCGGGAUCGUCCUCCGCUCGUUCGUCCUGCGCCGGCGCUUCCGGAGACGAAUCGAAGAGGCCCUCGCCGCCGGCGUGCCCUUGACGCCUCCCUGGGGCGGCCCGCCCAUAUUGCCCAGGAUCCUCGAGAGACCGACGCUGUGGGACGUCUUCAUCAGGCCUGCGUCGAAGGAGGGAUGGAGCGAGACACUGCCAUUGGCGGCACAGGUCGCCGCGUCCAAGUCUAUGCAGUCUAACGAGAGUACGCUCUCCCUGCAAGGAGCCGGUCUACACGCCUCGACGUCCCCUUUCGCCCUCCUUCGACGUCCGUUCGCACGCCGGCGCGCGACCUCGACGCCUACUGCCUCGCCGAACAUCUCCAACCCUCUGCCAACAGAGGCUUCCGCGGACGACGUGCUUCCGCGUGCGGAAGCAGUGCAGGUUGCGGUUAUGGUGAUGAUGCCUAAUCCACAUCGACCGGUGCUCUGGCAGAACUCCGCCUCCGUCUCGCCGAAGGGUAAGGAGAAGAGCGUGUCGGGGGACUGGGACGAAGAAGAUGAAGAAGAGGAACAGGGCGUUCCCGACGUCGUACUGGGCCUAGCGCAGGUGCCGCAAAGGGGCAUGAUGGCUCGCUCACCCCAGCUAUGA
Molecule: messenger RNA, 699 nt
Organism: Fomitopsis serialis
Lineage: Eukaryota; Fungi; Basidiomycota; Agaricomycetes; Polyporales; Fomitopsidaceae
Exons: 2
Coding region: 1-699 (232 amino acids)
Source: RefSeq, a predicted model, not a curated record